UUAUACUUUGGUGUGCCCUGGCGGUGAAAGCCUGACCAGUUAAUGCAGAUAACAGGCAAGAAUCAUCGUCUCACCACUCGCCUACUCACAUUUGCGAAGGCAUCCCAACAUGCUUGAGGCCCUUUCUAAGGGACUCAAUGAUUCUUACCUUCCUCGCUUAGUUCAACAACGCAGUCCUUCCUCAACAACUCACCUUUGUGGUAGCGGCAGUCGCGCGACAAGUUUUGACUGAACUGGAGAUUGUCAAGGACACCAUACUAUCAAACCCUAUCGCUAACAAUGGCAGACGGUCCCAAACUCCCUGCCGGCGCCGCAGGAGGCGGUCAACCGUCCGAAGCGGUCCAAGAAUUCGGGCUCCAACCAUUCUCCAAACCAGUGCUCUCUCGCCUUAUUGAAGCCUACAGCCUCUCUUCAGAAGAACGCCACCGCUUCAGGGACCAAUCAUCUUUCCUGAUCUACAUGGCUUCAGAUGAAUCUGCUGCCAUGACUGGACCAUCAAACAAUGACCUAAACUAUACAUUGUCGUCCUACUUCAUAAGUUCCAGUCACAACACCUACCUCUCAGGCCACCAACUCUAUGGCGAUGCGAGUGGAGAAUCGUACAAAAACGUGCUGAGACGAGGUUGCCGAUGUUUAGAGAUUGACGUUUGGGACGGGGAUGAUUCAGACAGUAGUACUUCGGACUACGAGGACGAGCAGGGUCAUCAAUCUUCAGGUUACCCACAUGAAAGAUCUGAGUCCAAAGCUUCUCGAUGGGACAGAGUCAAGGCUCGUGCAGCCAGGAUUAAAUCCGCAUCACGUCCAGAAGCUUUUCCAGAAAGUGGCAAGACCAGCGAGCCCCAUACAAGCACCCCGUCCAAAGAUCCUCAACAUAUUGGAGCUUCCAGCCUGAACGACGAUCAACUCUCGCCUCAUCCUUCACAUGGCCUCUCACCAAAGCUUGAGCCCCGUGUGCUUCAUGGCCACACACUUACGCACGCAGUCAGCUUUCGUUCCGUCUGCCACGCUAUCAAGGACUCCGCAUUCCUGACUACGGAUCUCCCCAUCAUCGUCUCUCUGGAAGUCCAUGCUUGUCAUGAUCAGCAAGAAGUGAUGGUAGACAUCAUACGAGAAGUAUGGUCCGGUCUCCUAGUAGACUUUGACGGGGACCCACAGAAGCUACCGACACCAGAGUCUCUCCGGCGAAAGAUUCUGAUCAAAGUCAAAUGGUCACCCAACACGAAACCCAACGAAUCCAACAAUCCUGUUGACCAUGUCACGUCGUAUGCAAGUGAUGACAGCACGGAGGAGGGCGUUGCAACCUCCUCCGAUCAAAAGAACAAGGCGCCGAAAGUGAAAGUGUUGGCCGCGCUAUCAGAACUUGGUAUCUAUACUCGAGCGUACACUUUCAAGAAUUUCUCGCAACCAGAAGCCUCCAUUCCAACACACGUGUUCAGCUUAUCCGAGAAGAAGAUGCUUUCAAUGCACUCAGAUCCCUAUGAUGGUCCAAAACUUUUUCAUCACAACAAAAACUACCUCGUGCGGGUCUAUCCCAAAGGAACCAGAAUUAACAGCUCCAAUGUCGAUCCAACCCUCCACUGGAGGCAAGGGGCGCAGAUGGUAGCUUUGAACUGGCAGAGAGUGGACAAGGGCAUGAUGCUCAACGAAGGCAUGUUUGCCGGGACUGGAGGAUGGAUGCUCAAGCCUGAAGGGUACCGAUGCACCGGAGCAAGCGUACCAGCCGAGAACAUGACUCCGAAAAAGGGGCGACUUAGCCUCGCAAUCAAGCUCCUAGCUGCCCAGAGGAUACCGCCGCCCAUCGAAAGGGACAGCUCGCAGGUAUCCAAGAUCAAACCCUAUGUCAAAGCCAAUCUGCACGACGCACAUGGUCCGCUUACUUCCGCGCAGACCCGUUCGAAUGUGGAAGAUGUUUAUGACGAUGAAGACGAUGACAAGAGCGUUUACAAGCGGAGGUCGUCAACGCAAAGAACGGAUUGUCCGGAUUUCGACGGCGAAAGGCUAUCAUGGCACAAUGUGCCAGACAUUGUGGAUGAGCUGAGCUUUCUUCGACUUCAAAUCAAAGACGACCGUUCCAUGGCCAGGGAUACCUUGCUUGGUUGGGCAUGCAUACGACUCGAUCGUCUACAGAAUGGAUAUCGAUUCAUUCAUCUGCUCAACUCGGCGGGGCUUCCUUCAGCAGGUGCAUUGCUCGUCCACGUGUCCAAACAUAUCGACUGCUCCUCACGGAAAAUCCGAGGUUCUCCUCAGGUGCUCAGAGAUGGGGAAUAUACCCACUAAAUUUGGCCCGCCCCGGCAUCUGACUCUGCGAUUCUGUGAAGCACUAUCCUUAAGCGGACUCCAAAAUGAUGGAGAAUGAGAGAAUGAUUGUAUGAUGUCUAUGGAGUCGACGGAUAGUCGCCAUUUGCUCAACCAGUUUUCCCUUUUUCGUCAAUGGCUGCAACUCCAUCCAAUCACUUUUCUCACAAGGGUCCCGCAAGGGAUAUGCAGGACUGUUUUUUCCGGGCUAUUGUGCGAUGAGGCGACUAAAGACCGUUUCAUUCGUCGGAGGCAAGCACUGCCGAGGGUUAUACUGCCGCAAGAUCCAGCGGCCAAGCUUAGAUUGAUGGUUGGUCGUUGUCUUGCGAUGCGCGGUCCCGCAUCUGACCCGAAGCAGUAUGCUCUCGAUGGAACGUGUCAG
This is a messenger RNA of Exophiala viscosa, 2677 nucleotides long. RefSeq names its product phosphoinositide-specific phospholipase C. Gene Ontology annotation, biological process: lipid metabolic process; release of sequestered calcium ion into cytosol; phosphatidylinositol-mediated signaling. Bases 280 to 2277 code for a protein of 665 amino acids. Gene Ontology annotation, molecular function: phosphatidylinositol-4,5-bisphosphate phospholipase C activity. The transcript is spliced from 3 exons. Lineage: Eukaryota; Fungi; Ascomycota; Eurotiomycetes; Chaetothyriales; Herpotrichiellaceae. The record is from RefSeq and is a predicted model, not a curated record.